Messenger RNA from Prorocentrum cordatum, 1560 nucleotides. Lineage: Eukaryota; Dinophyceae; Prorocentrales; Prorocentraceae. The record is from the annotation of a GenBank genome assembly.
UGCGAGCGGCAGGAGGAGUGCGAGGGCGUCGUCGUGCAGCCCGCGGCGCACCUCUGCUGGCCCUGCGCGGAGCUCGUGCCCGGCGAGUGCCUCGUGGGCACCGUCUACGACCUCUGGAUCGGGGCGCCGCGGGCGGCCGCGGAGGGCGGCGACGGGCGAGCGCCAGCGCAGGGCCACGCACGGAGCCCCGCCGAAGCCGGGAGCGCGCCGGGGAGCGGAUGGUCCCACCACGACGGCAUCAACUGCUUCGUCGGCGCCGGCAGCGACACCUUCUCGGACGGCAGCGACGGCGCCCUGGCCGGCACGCGCUCCCUGCUGGAGUGCCAGGCCGCCUGCGAGACGCGAGACGGCUGCCAGGGCGUGACCGUGCGGCGCGGGCAGCGGGGCGACGCCACGGGCCCGUGCUUCCUGCGGUCGCGGCUGCGCCUGGAGCACUGCCUCCCGGGCUCCGAGUACGACCUCUGGCGGCUCGGCGACGGCCGCGCGCGGGCCCCCGCGGCCGGGCCGCCGAGGGGAGGCGCCCCGAACGGGAGCCGUGCGGCGGCGCGGGCGCCCAGCGGGCCGCAGCCCGGCGAGAGGAGCUGCCCGGCGUGUGCGCCGCGCGCGGCCGCUCCGCCGACCGUGGUGCUGCCCUUCUACGAGCGGGACCUGUGCAAGGCGCAGUACACCGCUCGCUCACUCGCGCUUCACGACAAGGGCAAAGCCCUCGGCAGCGUGCUGCUCCUGUGGAUCUCCACGCAGCCGAGUGGCGGCUACGCCGAGGGCGUCGACGCGAUCAGGAGCUCCCUCGCGGAAUCUCGAGAGGUGGAGUUUUUGGACCUGUCGCCCCAGGUCAACGGCAACGGCAAGGACGGUUGGUACGCGCAGCAGGUGCUGAAGCUCAAGGCUGCCAGCCGCGUGAAGAGCGAGUACUACGUGGUGCUCGACUCGAAGAACACGCUCAUGCGAGACGUCGACGCGGAGACCUUCCUGACCGAGUGCCAUCAGGCGCGCCUGGUCGGGACCUUCCCGUGGGGCGAGCUGCCCAAGCUGCACCAGGAGUGGUUCCACCGCUCCGCGGAGGUGCUGCAGGUCCGCGAGCCGGACGCGGGCGAGUGGCCCGCGUCGAUCACGCCGAUGAUCAUGCACAGGCAGACGGUCCUGGACAUGCUGGAGGCGAUCGGCGAGGACCCCAGCCCGCUCGAGCUCUGUGCGGGGCCCCUGUGCGGCAUGCUGGACAAGGGCGCCACCGAGUUCACCCUGUACCUGAUGUACGCCCAGUCCAGGGACGACUUCGGCUGCACGCACGCGGUGUCCCACGCCAGCGACUGGGCCCACGAGCUGGCCGUGUCCAUGUGGCGCGGGCUCGACUCCAACAUCGAGGAGGCGAGGAACGUGGCCGCCGGCCUGCGCCUCCCGACGCUCUUCGGCGCCCAGCACGGCGCCUUGGACAGCGCCUCCGACGAGCAGCGGGCGGAGGCCGCCCGCUACCUGGAGGAGAUCUACGCGGACGCUGGCCUGGCGGGCGCGGCCGGGGAGGGCGGCGGCUUCAUCCUCGACUGCGCCGUGGGGAGCGACUGA